Candidula unifasciata is the source of this 1653-nucleotide messenger RNA. The record is from the annotation of a GenBank genome assembly. NCBI's taxonomy places the organism in Eukaryota, Metazoa, Mollusca, Gastropoda, Stylommatophora, Geomitridae.
GUUGUGGGUAAGGGUGCCUUUGGUGUGGUGAGUAGAGCAAAAUGGCGGAACAAAGAUGUUGCAGUCAAGAGAAUUGAGACAGAGUCUGAGAAGAAAGCAUUUAUGCAGGAAUUGAAGCAGCUGUCACGAGUCAACCAUCCAAACAUUGUCCGGUUGUAUGGAGCAUGUCGGGAACAUCCAGUGUGCCUUGUUAUGGAAUAUGCAGAAGGAGGAUCCCUAUAUAAUGUGCUACAUGGAUCAGGCCAGCAACCCAACUAUACAGCAGCCCAUGCUUUGAGUUGGUGUCUGCAGUGCGCUAAGGGAGUGGAAUAUUUACACAACAUGAAACCAAAGGCAUUAGUUCAUCGUGAUCUGAAACCACCCAACUUGUUGCUAAUCAUGGGAGGAACUGUUCUUAAGAUCUGUGAUUUUGGCACCGCUUGUGAUGUUCAGACACACAUGACCAACAACAAGGGCAGUGCUGCCUGGAUGGCACCGGAGGUCUUUGAAGGUUCCAACUACAGUGAAAAGUGUGAUGUCUUCAGUUGGGGAAUCAUCUUGUGGGAGGUGCUGACCAGAAGGAAACCCUUUGAUGAGAUUGGGGGGCCAGCUUUCAGGAUUAUGUGGGCAGUCCACAGUGGUCGGAGGCCACCACCUAUCCAGAAUUUACCCAAGCCACUGGAAACCCUUAUGGCCAGAUGUUGGUCAGGGAAUCCCCCAGAGCGACCUUCAAUGACAGAAGUUGUCAGAAUCAUGAACACCAUGUACCGGUUCUUCCAUGGUGAAGAUGAGCCUCUGGUUAUUUCACGGACACAUGAUGCAGAUGAAGAUGAAGAGUACAAUCAGUCUAUAGGUCAGUUGUUGGCAACUCCUACAGUCAGACUUGCAGGAGAGUCACGCAACAGUACCAUCAGUGAUACAGUUCGCUAUUGUCAGGAUGCUUCAGCUGUUGCUGCUGCUGUACAGGAGGACAGAAAACCAAGAGGUCAGAUGAGUGCCCCUCCUUCAUUAGCCGCAAGCAGAGAGAGUUUGAAUGACCUUAGAAGCUCAAGGUCCACGACACCAGUGGAAAGUGGUCAGCAUUCAUCAGCAGACAUGUCAGAGGACUUUGAUCUACCAGGCAAUGAGCAAGCAUCCAUGCCAGCCACAGCCACACGAGCAAAGGGUCAUCGGAGGUCAGGGUCACAGGGUACAUCUCUUGAUAAUAUCCAGGCAGCACAGCUCAAACCACAUGGUGGUAUGGGUCAUCGUCGCAUAGGCUCCGAUGAAUACACACGGCUGUCCGCAGUUUCCAUCCCUUUGUCUAUCAGUACGGAAGUUGGAGCCAGUGGCAGUCCUGUUCACCAUAGCAGCACCUACCCUAGCCAGUUGUCCCAUCUGAGUCAGGUGGACUACAUUAAUCGCGAUGAUGGACCAGCUGUGUCCACACCUUCUAGGUCCGUGUCCUAUCAACCACCAGCGCCAGAACCUGUAGUCAUCUCGCCGAGGUCAGCCUCUAUGAGUUCAGACCCACUUUUGCCUGCACUUACACAUGGUCAACAAGCAGGAUUUCAGGCAAGAGUGGAACAUACAGUCUACAAUGAUCCAUACUUCUCUCUGGAACCACAUUUACAGCCAAUCACACCAUGUCUGACCAAUCAAGAGUCCAUGCAGAUAUUCGAAGAACACAUGAGG